Cyphellophora europaea CBS 101466 is the source of this 471-nucleotide messenger RNA. RefSeq lists its product as uncharacterized. Gene Ontology annotation, biological process: diadenosine hexaphosphate catabolic process; diadenosine pentaphosphate catabolic process; adenosine 5'-(hexahydrogen pentaphosphate) catabolic process. The record is from RefSeq and is a predicted model, not a curated record. Gene Ontology annotation, molecular function: endopolyphosphatase activity; bis(5'-adenosyl)-hexaphosphatase activity; bis(5'-adenosyl)-pentaphosphatase activity. NCBI's taxonomy places the organism in Eukaryota, Fungi, Ascomycota, Eurotiomycetes, Chaetothyriales, Cyphellophoraceae. The coding region runs from base 1 to 471 and encodes 156 amino acids. The transcript is spliced from 2 exons. Gene Ontology annotation, cellular component: nucleus; cytoplasm.
AUGCCAGAGCCCAAGUAUUCAAUGACGUCCAGAACCGGAUCUGAUAAUCAGCGAUACGGAUCCAAGGGCGAGCGCCUAGUUGCUGGAGUCGUCCCUCUUGCACCCGACAAGUCAAAGGUCAUGCUCAUCCAGUCGAGCUCCCGUAAGGGCUGGGUUCUUCCCAAAGGCGGCUGGGAAAAGGACGAAAAGACUGCAGCCGCAGCCGCAGCUAGAGAAGCUUGGGAAGAAGCCGGUAUUAUAGUGCGGGUCGAGAAAGAUCUCGGAACUAUCCUUGAUAAUCGCCCUACACAAAACUCGGCCCCCAAGGCGUGCUACCAAUUCUUCGAGGCUACUGUUACUGAGGCGCGUGCCGAGUGGCCAGAGAAGGCUAAGAGGGAGCGACGUUGGUUUUCUUACACCGACGCCACUGCUCAGCUCGCUCAGCGACCGGAGCUUACGGAAGCUCUGAGACGUAGCGGCAUCAGGCGAUGA